Molecule: messenger RNA, 160 nt
Organism: Loxodonta africana (African savanna elephant)
Lineage: Eukaryota; Metazoa; Chordata; Mammalia; Proboscidea; Elephantidae
Product: large ribosomal subunit protein eL39-like
Exons: 1
Coding region: 1-156 (51 amino acids)
Biological process (GO): translation
Cellular component (GO): ribosome; cytosolic large ribosomal subunit
Molecular function (GO): structural constituent of ribosome
Source: RefSeq, a predicted model, not a curated record
AUGUCUUCUCAUAAGGCUUUCAGAUUCAAGAGCUUCCUGGCCAAGAAACAAAAGCAGAAUGGCUUCAUUCCCCAAUGGAUUCGAGUGAAAACUGGUAAUAAAAUCAGGUACAACUCCAAGAGGGGACACUGGAGACAAAUCAGGCUGGAUCUAUGAGGAG